Dictyostelium purpureum is the source of this 168-nucleotide messenger RNA. RefSeq lists its product as uncharacterized. Bases 1 to 168 code for a protein of 55 amino acids. The record is from RefSeq and is a predicted model, not a curated record. Lineage: Eukaryota; Evosea; Eumycetozoa; Dictyosteliales; Dictyosteliaceae. The transcript has a single exon.
AUGUUAGAACAACAACGUGUUAUAUUUAAAAACAAAUUUAAAGAGAUUAUAGUAGAUGAAAUACCAGUUGUAGAUGUACCAAGUCGAAGUGGUUAUGAUAUGUGUAUUAAAGUUAAACCAGGUAGUAAGCCAAUUAAAAGAAUAGCUAGAAUCAUAUACCUGAAGUAA